AUGAAAAUCACAGCCGGGGCGGCCGCGCUCGCACCCGCCCUCGUCCUCGCGUCACCUCGCGCAGGCCUCGAUGCUCGCCCCGACGCCCUGUCCUCGCGGAAUUCGCAGGCACACGAGCACAGCUUAGCAUCGCGCGACCCGAACAUUAUAAACUCGUGCGACCCUCUGACGCUGGAUUCCACAUUUUUCAGCACUGUCGUUACUCAAUGCGCCAACGCCAAAAGUUAUUAUCGUAAGACGCAAAUCGAUCUCAAUAACUGCAUCGCGAAUUUCGAGGGCCAGCUCGUUAAAGCCAGGCACGGGGAAUUUUAUAGGAGCUGUUAUGUAUACACAUGCUCCCUAGACGGCUAUAUGUAUUCCUGCAUGUGUAGAACUUCUGAUCGCGGUGCAAAGACAUCUUCUAUUGACUUGAGCAAAGUUUUAUACAACUACUGGGGUAAACUGGGUUGCUAG
Molecule: messenger RNA, 453 nt
Organism: Ustilaginoidea virens
Lineage: Eukaryota; Fungi; Ascomycota; Sordariomycetes; Hypocreales; Clavicipitaceae
Exons: 3
Coding region: 1-453 (150 amino acids)
Source: RefSeq, a predicted model, not a curated record